Molecule: messenger RNA, 2856 nt
Organism: Pararge aegeria (speckled wood butterfly)
Lineage: Eukaryota; Metazoa; Arthropoda; Insecta; Lepidoptera; Nymphalidae
Exons: 11
Coding region: 60-1250 (396 amino acids)
Source: RefSeq, a predicted model, not a curated record
GUGUGACUUGUAGUGUGCAGAUGUAAAAUUAAAAAAAAAAAUUACAAUAAAGUGUGAAUAUGGCGAAAGAAAACCGGGCACCGCAAUGCUUGGUGAGCAUUGCUUGCAUCUCCAGCAUACUGUCGAUGAUACUGUCAUUGAUAAAUGUUUUCCUAAGUGUACUGGUAUUUACGUUUAGAUUUUCAUGUGAUCUUUCCAACAUACAACAUAGAGGCGAUCAGUACUUCGUGUUGACCAUCAUAAGAACUUACAUCAUUCGUUACACGUGUGACAGGUCGCUGCAUUAUGAUAAACUAACAAAGGCCGACUCAGUCUAUGUACUGGCAGUUAUCUGCUUGGUUUUUGCAUUGAUCAACUUGGCGACCGCGUUCAUAAUGAUUCAUACGGUGACAAUGAACGUGAAAAAUUACGACAUAACUAUUUACGCGUACCUUGGCACCAGUCUGGCAAUGUUUGUAGUGGACCUCACCAUCGGCGUACAUUUCGGAAUAGACACUCAAACUAUGAAGAUUAUGAUGGGUUCACAUUCGGCUGGCCAUCCAUCCAACUACGAAUAUGACAUGAUCCGCUUGGGGGCGAUGCUGUUAAUGGCGAUUGCUUUCAAAGGAUACAUGGGCCAUUUUGUCAACCUGAUGCUUCUCCUUCUACUCGGAACCUUGGUUAUUCGCCAACACAGGAAGAAGUCCGUGGGAGAUGACCAUUCCAUUCAGCGAUUUGGAGUGAUAAAUGCUUAUGAAACUCCGAUUAAUAUAAUGGAAGAAGAAUGGGGACCACCGCGCAGUUUGGACACAUCAGUUCGUUACACCAGAGGACGCUCGCUGAACAUUCUGAGCGAAGAUGAACCACAGCCUGGACCUGCAAAAGAACCAUCAGUCGUUGAUAUUUCUAGCCCCUUGCGAGACCCAUGGGUGUACCGUACCGAUGCAAGUGGAUAUCCGAGAGGUGGCCAAUCAAAUCUGGUCUUCAAUGGCGAAGAAGAACCAAGUCGCAUUCAAGUUUCGGUGAAAGAAUCUACAUCUGACGGGAUUUGCAAUCGUUCCCCUUCGUGGCUGUUCAACUCCGGAGCCGCGCUCCCGUUUUCGUAUCUAGAGGACCCCAAGCGACCUUUGCCAGUGAAGCCUCCCACAACAGCAACUACCGAACACCAGUGGCGACGCAGUGCUUGGCCUCCGACGCCGGCAGUCCCAGACCCCGACUACAGCCCCCCGCCACGGAGGCUUAAAUCAGCGCUCAAGUCAAACUACAUUUGAAACCUAAAUUUAUAAGAUACCUAUAUACAUCGCUUGUUUGCGACAAUAAUGACAUAUUCUCAAACAGUCAAAUUUUACAAGAGACCAUUUUCCAACUUUGAAGUGAAAUAUUUUGAAAACGGGGAGAAUAACAUAAAAUUUUCUCCCCUGCCUUUAUCCUACGUCUUUGAGAACUGUUCUCAUUGUAGCUAAAACGAUUAUUUUUCUGUAUUUAUAUUUAUAACAAGCUAAAAAAUCCAUUCUUUGUAUGUCAUCCUUGUCGCGAUUCAGCGAUAUGUGCGACUAACGACCGGACGAAAACUCCUUUUUUUAAUAUUGGCUCGUUGAAAUAGUAACCAUGUCUCGAUAUUUUGUUUUUUUUUUGCAAUAUUAAUAUUUAUAAAAUAUUUCGAUUUAGCGUACGUUCAUCAUGCCUUGAUGGAAGAACAGUAGAAGAAUUGCACGCUCCAAAUCGUGAAAUCGAAACUGCAUCAGUGUUGCGAUAAGCGGUAACGUCUCCUACAAUUAUUAACGCGGCGUAGUAAUUUCAUAUUAUGAGUACUGUAUGCAAUACAGUUAACACGUCAAGUGAUGAACGUCCUAUUUUGGUAUAUCUAUAUAUUAUUGAUUUAUUAUGGAAGAUAAUGUAACCUAACAAAUCAGUAUAUUUUUAUGUGCCGUGUCGCUAAGUCAGUGGUACGUAUGAAGUGUUGGUGCUGCGAAUACCUAAGAAUUAAGCAGAGGUAAAAAGCUCGUUAGAUCGCUCGCUAUAACCAAAAUUUUUAUUCCAUUAAAAUCUUUACAUUUCAGAGUCGCUAUUACGGGAAGUUUUACUGAAUUUACGAUACCAAAAUAACGAACACGCAUUGAAUACUUGCUUAUGAAGUCUAGUGGGCUAUAAUCUUAAUUCAAUAUUCAUAGCUAUAAUUCUGAUAUUAUUAGGAUAAGUUGAGUUGUUAUAAACUAGUUGUGCAUGGAGUAUUCAUUAUCUAGGGAUAAAAACAAUUUUUGAUUUAUAUAGGUGCCUGACUAGAAGAUAUAAAAAAACAUGAUAAAAACUGAAGGAAUUGAAACAAUACCAUCAUAACUCAAAAAAUUCAAAAUUCAAAAUUCAUUUAUUUCAAGUAGGCCUAAUACAAGCACUUUUGAAACGUCAAGUCUGUCCGUGUGUAGUGAUUUCACUUAAAAUGUAACUACCGUAUAAUUUUAAUAACAGUACCAACUUAAAGCAUAAUUAUUGUUGGUAGAUAUAUGUAUUCCUAAACCGGGGCUGGUAAUAACAAUUUUCGCCCCACCCGACAAUCGAAGCUUGACUACCCGUGAAUUCAUGAUUGAAGAAUUCUAACCAACAAUAAUAAUUCAUGACUUAAGAGCACCUAUAUACACUUAUAAGGUACAUAUCUAGGUAAAAUGAAUACGCCACGAAAUCUAGUUAAACAACUUACGUGUUAAGGAUAUAAAUAUAGGUACAUAGGUGAACAAUUAUAACGUAUAUUAUGAAAAGGUUACCUAUGUAUUUAUAUUUGUUAGUUAUAGGUGUACCCACCUAGUAGAGAAUUAUUCAUUUACAGAAUAUGUAUCUUUAGGAUACGUAUUCUUCGAAGCAAAUAAAAAAAACAAAAAAAAA